GGGGUUUUCUGAAAACGGGUGGGAAAGACAACACACUGUACCGGCGUUAGAACGACUCUCAAUGUCGUUGAUCAGUGAAACUCAUCUGAGCCUAACAAUAAAAAUGCGUCUCUGAUCGGAGUGCCACUGGAGGUCAUUUUAAAAAAAUAUUACACUGGACAUUUUCUCAGAGUGGACACUGUGUGUGGAUUUUCCCUUGAAGAAAAGAACACCAGGAGAUUUGCAAGCAGAAUGAAGAGGCUGCCAGUCCUCGCCCUGCUCCUGUGGAUCUGUUGUGUGUUUUAUGUUGGUAUUUUCCUCUUUGUGGGCGGUUUCCUCUUGGUUCGUCUGGAGGUCAACAGGACGAGCAGCUGCAAGGACGUUUUGCCUCCUGCCUCAAACUCGACCUCGCCAGAUUUCUGCCACGAGUCUCCUCGGGUGCGCAGGGUCGUCAUCCUCAUCGUCGAUGCUCUGAAAGCCGAGUUCGCUCGCUAUGACCCGGGAAACGUUUCCCCCAGACCGUUUGAGAACAAGCUGCCCGUCCUGGGGGAGACGACGUCGUCUCGGCCGUCACACGCCCGGCUCUACACCUUCAGAGCGGAUCCGCCCACCACCACCAUGCAGAGGAUCAAGGGCUUCACCACCGGAUCUCUGCCCACCUUCAUAGACGUGGGGAACAACUUUGCCUCCAGCGCCGUGCUGGAAGAUAACCUGAUCCACCAGCUCGGUCAGGCAGGGAAGCGAGUUGUCUUCAUGGGAGAUGACACCUGGGUCAGUUUGUUCCCCAAAAAGUUCCACCGCUCGCUGCCUUUCCCCUCCUUCAACGUGAAGGAUCUGCAUACUGUGGACAACGGAAUCCUCCAGAACAUCUUUCCCAUCAUGGAUGGAGAUGACUGGGACGUUCUGAUCGCUCACUUCCUGGGGGUGGAUCACUGCGGCCAUCGCUUCGGCCCUGACCAUCCUGCCAUGGCGGAGAAGCUCACUCAGAUGGACGGAGUGAUCAGGUCAGUGAUAAAGCGUCUGCAGGACGACACUCUGUUAGUGGUGAUGGGAGAUCACGGGAUGACCGACACCGGAGAUCACGGAGGAGAAAGUCAGAAGGAAACGGACGCUGCUCUGUUUCUCUACAGUGGCUCACCUCUGUUCCCAGCCCCUGAUGCACAGCAGGUGGAGCCAGAGGUGGUGCCUCAGACUGAUUUAGUGCCUACACUGGCCCUGCUGCUGGGAAUUCCCAUCCCCUACAGCAGCGUGGGUCAGGUGAUGCUCCAACUUUUCCCGAGCUCACUGGAUGCACCUGUGGGUCUCAGCCAGGGGGAGGCGCUGUGGAUCAACGUCAAACAGGUUCAUCGGUUUUUAGAGACCUACUCCAGCAUGGCCAAAGACAUUCCAGCAGACAGUUUGUCUCAACUGCGGACUCUCUUCUCCCAGAUCUCCGAUCAGUACCUGAGCUCAAUACGUGAUGGAACUCCUCCUUCCCCUCAGCUGGUAGCCUCCAUGCAGGAAUACCUAAACUCUGUUAGAGAGACCUGUCGUGCCUCAUGGGCUCGCUUCAACCCUCUGAAGAUGGCAGCAGGCCUGCUGGUGCUGGGUUUUGGGUGCACCUUGUGCUACGUUAUCUCAGAACUGUCUGUUGUGGUCCUCGAAGGCGCUAUGUUGAAGACUCCAGUGCUUGCUGGGCUGUUGGUCGGGGGAGCGGUAGCUGUGGGCCAAAUAUUCAUUUUGGGAUAUGCAGAAGUCUCGUGGUGUUUGGGAGCUGCUGUGUUGUGUGCCGAGGCGUUAUUCCUGUGGCAAGCUCGGAGGGUGUGUCCUCGUGGACGACUGUCUCACUGGCACCUUUUAACUCUGCCACUGCUCAUGCUUCUUCUGCGCUGUGCAUCCUUGCUCUCGGACAGCUAUGUGAUCUCUGAGGGGCGCGUAGUCACGUUCUUAUUGUUCAGCCUAGGCCUUUAUUUUCCACUUCAGCUCAACUGGGAUGGACUUCUGGUGCCUGCACCAUCUACCGAUACUCAGAAACCUCAUGGACUUCUAGCACCCUCGUUGCCUCCCUCAGUUGUCCGGCGGGAGAGUGGCACUUUGCUUAUUUGCACUGGCAUCUUGGUGGCGUGUCUCUACCUUUCUCUGUCGUUCCAUAGUUGCCGUGAGGAACAGGGUGCUUGCCAGCCUUCAGUCUUCUUGACGCCACUCUCACGGGUUCAGGAUAGUCGUUUGCGCAACUUGCACUACGUCCUGUCCCUGGCAUCGCUUUCCGCCUGGGCAUUCUUGCUACAUCGUUGGUUACGUCACUAUGGAAACCUGAACUGCACAGGUGUAUGUGUGUUUACAGCACGCUGCUUGCUUCCUCUUGCCUCUAUCUGCAUGGGACUUCACUGGGCAGUCAGUGCAACUCCAGAGGACACCUUCAGGAACCUGGCAGAGUUGAUUAGAUUGGCGCAGGUGAUCCUGCCACGUCUUGCCUUCAGUCUCCUAGGCCUUGGGAUGCUGCUCCUGUGGCUGGACCCACUUACUGUCUUUCUAAAGACAAGAGCGCCUUUGAACUCUCGGGGUUCUGUCAUGCCUCCACCAAGGUACCGUGCAAGCACUGGUAUCAGUCCUCAGGCUGAGCUGCACCAUCUUAUACCGCAGUUAUAUCAGCGCAUACGCCAGUCACUUGAUGAUGAAGGGGCCAAAGGGACCGAUCCUGAUGGACGGCCAGCAGUAGAGGCCUACGGACUGGGCACUGUCUACUCUGCACCCUUGGUCUUACUAUGUGGACUGAUGGGCCUUGGGAUGCUUCUGCUACACCCUGAAGGCAUGGCACUGUCCUUCCUGCUGCUGUUGUUGCAGGCUGCAGCUAUCCUUCAUCUUCAUGCUUCCUCCAGCAAUCUCUCCAGCCUGCAGAGUCAAUCCAGUCUCUUCAGUGUUCCCUGGGCUCCUGUGGUUCUGUGGUCUCUGGCUGCCUCGCAGUUCUUCCAUGCCACAGGUCACCUGCCCACCUUCCCGUCCAUCCAGUGGGGUGCAGCGUUUGUGGGUUUCCCUCAGGGACACACAGGGACCGUACUGCCUGCCACGCUCGUCACCCUCAACACCUUCUCCUCACAGAUCCUGUUUGCAGUCGGCUGCCCAUUGCUGCUCUUCUGGCCGUUAGUGUGUGAGCUGCGUGGGACACGAACCAGCCGCUCAGGUGGAGGUGAAGAUGGGGACGAGGUUGUCAUGGAGAUGAGGCUGCGAGAAAACCCUCAACAGUUUAGUUCAGCUUUACUGCAGCUCACAGCACGCUACCUGUUUAUUAACGGAGCUCAGGUUUUGGCAUCGGUUUGUGCUGCUGCUAUUCUCAGGAGACAUCUCAUGGUGUGGAAAGUGUUUGCACCCAAGCUGAUGUUCGAGGCCAGCGCGUUCAUCGUGGGCAGCGUGUUUGUGCUUGUCGGGGUCGCCCUGGUCAUGAGGGUCGACUCGGCCGUGGCUCGCUUAUUUCAGAGACUCCUUCCGGAGAGUUCCAGGUAGUACCACCUUCUCUGUCCCUACCAACAUUCCUCCAUCUCUCCGUAUCCGUCACCAAGGACACAAGACGCACACGACUGCCAGCACAAUGGACGAAAACAGGUCUGAAAAUGGCCUACGUCUUUCCGAACUCUGGAGAAAUGGACUCCUGCUGAUAUUUUGCUUAAACACAGAGGUAACCUGAGCCAUCUGAGACACUGCUGCCUCAGACCGAGGAGUCUGUCAUUGUUGUUUUUUUAACUGCUGUACACUGACUGGUUUACUGAAGGGCUUUUGUAUUAUAAACACACACACACACACACACACAUUGAAUGCUGCUAUGAUGAAAGUAGUUGGUCUGUAUUUACUUUGGUUAACACCUUCCUACAUUACCCAGAAUACUUUUCCACCUGCUGAUAGCAUUGCGAUGGAAUUUAGCCCCUCGAUUCAUCUCUGUCUAAACAGAGCGAUGCGGCGGCGCUUUAAUCCUCCAGCUUUCUCACCUCCUUGUCAAACAGAUCAGCUUUGAAAGCUUCAGCUUUUGCACUAAUACCACCGUCAAAGUCCUUGAUCGUGUUCUCAUUAUUGUUUCAGCUGAACUGCAUUCUGGGACUCCGGCAUUUGCACCAGCAUCUUCAUUACUAACAGCAUUUGAGAUGCAGUAUUUCUCCUCCAGUUCUUUUUCACAUGCUGAGACAUCAGAGACACAAAAUCGCUGACUUGUCUGAGAAAUCUAUAGAAAAGUGCAGCUCUGACUGGCUCGUUAGCACCGGGAUCGCUCAAUAUUUCAGAAUAAACAUAUUCAGGAUGGAGUUGUGUAUCAAGCACUAACACCAUAUGAUCAGCAGCUAUCAUUUCCUCUUGAUCAACGUUAAUGUUUCUCAGCUAAUCUCUUCAGAAUAGCCAUCUAAUUAAUACGAAUGGCAGGGUCAAUAAUUUACAAUACUUUAUAUAGUAUUACUAUUAUUUAUUAACAUCACCAAAACCGCCAUGUCUAUGUUCAGCACGGGUCACUAGCUUUACUGCUGCAGUGAGCAAUGUCAUGCGAUUCGGUUUGUAUCAAUGUUCAUUGAUUUGUAUUGACAUUUAUAUUUAUGUGCAUUUUUUUUAGUUUUAUGUGUUUGUCUGGUGGAUUUUUAAAAAAAAAAAAAAUCAAAGCUAGUUUUUCUACUUGGUAUGAUGAGAUAAGAACAGUUGAGGGAAACAUGAGAUUAAGUUGAUUGUAGCCAUAAUAACAUAGUGUGUGUGGUAUAUAUGUGUGUGUGUGGGGGGGGUAUUUUUGUCUUAAUGAAAAAGAAGCAGGUCGAUUUAUACGCUCUGAAUGAAAUGUGAAUGAAAUCUUUUGUCUUUUUUUAAAAAAAUUGUCCUUAAUUGGGUGAAAUGAAAUGAAAUAUAAAUGAGGGAGAAG
Messenger RNA from Hemibagrus wyckioides, 4843 nucleotides. It is a transcript of the gene pigo, whose product is annotated as phosphatidylinositol glycan anchor biosynthesis, class O. The coding region runs from base 232 to 3459 and encodes 1075 amino acids. Gene Ontology annotation, cellular component: endoplasmic reticulum membrane. NCBI's taxonomy places the organism in Eukaryota, Metazoa, Chordata, Actinopteri, Siluriformes, Bagridae. Gene Ontology annotation, biological process: GPI anchor biosynthetic process. The transcript has 11 exons. The record is from RefSeq and is a predicted model, not a curated record. Gene Ontology annotation, molecular function: mannose-ethanolamine phosphotransferase activity.